UCAAAACAACUUUUGCUGGAACAUCCACCACUAGUGGAGCAGUUACCACAACGGCACAACAAACAACAACUUCUACUUUAACUUCUGCCACUCCCUCUUCAACUGCCAUUGACAGGACAACUGUUAGUGCAGCUGAAACAUCCGCAACACCAGCAAGUACAACAGUAGAAACCUCUGCAGUCGUGACAGGUUUUGCUGUAAUAUCCACCACUAGUGAAGCAGUUACCACAAUGGCACAACAAACAACAGCUUCUCCUUUUACUUCAGCCACUCCUACUUCAACUGCCAUUGGCAGUACAACUGUUAAUACAGCUGAAACAUCCACAAUACCAGCAAGUACAACAACAGUAGAAUCAUCAGCAAUCACAACAACUCUUGCUGGAACAUCCACCAUUGGAGCAGUUACCACAACAACACAACAAACAACAGCUUCUACUUUUGCUUUGGCAACUCCCUCUUCAACUGCCAUUGGCAAUACAACUGUUAGUACAGCUGAACCAUCCACAACACCAGCAAGUACAACAACAGCAGAGUUCUCAUCUAUCCCAACAAUUCUUGCUGGAACAACCUCCCCCAGUGGAGCAGUUAUCAUGACAGAACAGCAAGCAGCAGCUUCUACUUUUACAUCGGCCACUCCCUCUUCAAGUGCCAUUGGCAGUACAACUGUUAUUACUGCUGAAACAUCCACACCAUCAGCAAAUACAACAACAGUAGAAUCUUCAGCAAUUAAAACAACUUUUGCUGGAACCUCCACCACUAGUGGAGAAGUUACCACAACAGCACAACACACAGCAGCUUAUACUUCUACUUUGGCCACUCCCUCUUCAACUGCCAUUGACAGUAUAACUGUCAGUACUGCUGAAACAUCCACAACACCAGCAAGUACAACAACAGUAGAAUCUUCAGCAAUCAAAACGACUUUUGCUGGAACAUCCACCAGUGGAGCAGUUACCACAAUGGCACAACAAACAACAGCUUCUACUUUUACUUCCGCCACUCCCUCUUCAACUGCCAUUGACAAGACAACUGUUAGUACAGCUGAAACAUCCGCAACACCAGCAAGUACAACAACAGUAGAAUCUUCAGCAAUCAAAACAACUUUUGCUGGAACAUCCACCAGUGGAGCAGUUACCACAAUGGCACAACAAACAACAGCUUCUACUUUUACUUCCGCCACUCCCUCUUCAACUGCCAUUGACAGUACAACUGUUAGUACAGCUGAAACAUCCGCAACACCAGCAAGUACAACAACAGUAGAAUCUUCAGCAAUCAAAACAACUUUUGCUGGAACAUCCACCAGUGGAGCAGUUACCACAAUGGCACAACAAACAACAGCUUCUACUUUUACUUCCGCCACUCCCUCUUCAACUGCCAUUGACAAGACAACUGUUAGUACAGCUGAAACAUCCGCAACACCAGCAAGUACAAAAGUAGAAUCCUCUGCGAUCAUAACAGUCUUUGCUGGAACAUCCACCAUUAGUGGAGCAGUUACCACAAUGGUAGAACAAACAACAGUUUCUGCUUUUAUUUUGGCCACUCCCUCUUCAACUUCCAUUGAGAGUACAACAGUUAGUACAGCCCAACCAUCCACAACACCAGCAAGUACAACAGUAGAAUCAUCAGCAAUCAAAACAACUUUUGCUGGAACAUCCACCACUAGUGGAGUAGUUACCACAACAGCACAACACACAACAGCUUAUACUUUUACUUCGGCCACUCCCUCCUCAGCUGCCAUUGACAGGACAACUGUUAGUACAGCUGAAACAUCCACAACACCAGCAAGUACAACAACAGUAGAAUCUUCAGCAAUCACAACAACUCUUGCUGGAGCAUCCACCAUUAGUGGAGCAGUUAACACAAUGGCACAACAAACAACAGCUUCUACUUUUACAUCAGCAACUCCCUCUUCAACUGCUUUCGAAAGUAAAACUGUUAGUUCAGUUGAAACAUCCACAACACCAGCAAGUACAACAACAGUUGAAUCUUCAUUAAUCACAGCGACCCUUGCUGGAACAUCCACCACUAGUGGAGCAGGUACUUCAAUCACUCCCUCUUCAACUGCCGCCAAUCAAGGGGCAGUUAAAAUGACAGCACAACAUACAACAGCUUCUUCUUUAACUUCAGCUACUGCCAUUUCAACGGCCUUUGAAAGUACAAAUGUCAGUACAGCCAAAUCAUCGACAACACCAACAGCUACAGUGACCUCUACAGAACAUUCAGUGGCCAUAACAACACUUCCUGGAAUAUCCACUAUAGGUGCAGGAGUUACUAGGACAGCACCACAAACAACAGUUUUUACUCUUUCUUCAGCCACUCCCUUUUCAACUGCAGCCUUAACAUCCAUAAUACCACCACCACCACCAACAACAGGACCCCCAACAGCCAGAACUCUUGCUAGAACAUCCACCACUAGAGCAGCAGUUAUCACUACAGCUGUAGUGACUCCCUCUUCAACUGCCUUUGCAACAAAUGCUGAAAUUACAGCAAAAACAACACCAACAUCAGGUGCCAUAACAUCUGUAACAACAACAACAGAAUUCUUAACCACCACAAAAAUUCGUCCUGAUAUACCCAGAACUACUGCAGCAGUUACUACAACAAACCCAAAAACGACAACAGCCAAGGCAAUAAUAAAAGUAACAACAAGACCCCCUACAUCAACUACCACAAAAGCUACUCCAAUAGUGCCUGAGAUCAUUACAGAAUUAGUUUUUCGCUCUUUUGACACAUAUACAGAUGACCUCAAAGAUGCAAACUCUGCAGGCUUCAAAAAGAGGGCUCAGGAAGCCAAAAGUAGGCUUGAAGCAGUCUACAAACUGAAGUAUGCUAACUUCAUCAGAGUGAUUGUCUUAAGAUUCACACCUGGGUCAAUCAUCACCACAACACAACUAGUUUUCAACUUGACACAAGCUGUCCCUACAGUAAAAGAAGUUGCAGAUGUCCUUGUGGCAUCAGUGGCAACAACAGAUGUUGCUCCACUAAACAUAAUUGCUUCCUCAAUUUCAGUCAAUGGUUCAGCUAUUGCUGCUACAUCUGUUGCUGCUAUGACAAACACAACAGCUUCAAGUGGAUCAAAGAUUGAAUCCAGUCUACACCAAACAAUAUGCCUCAUUAUUAUGUCAAAACUAUUACAGCUUUUCCUGUAAAUUAGUUAACCAUACAUCAACCAAACAGCAAAAUAUUCCCUUACAAAUGUAAAAAACGUUUACAAUUUUUAUUACGUUAAAAGUAUUUUACUUUAAAAUAUGGUAUAUGGCAAUAUAAAAAUAAGACUGAUAUUGCACUGUUCCUCAAGAAUACAAUUCUCUUGGUGACUAAUAUAUUCACUUAACCGCAGGCUGUUGAAUCAAAAAAAUGGAAAUAAUUUCUUAUGUUUUAUGCUUUUCUAUGGG
Myxocyprinus asiaticus (Chinese sucker) is the source of this 3392-nucleotide messenger RNA. RefSeq names its product mucin-22-like. Lineage: Eukaryota; Metazoa; Chordata; Actinopteri; Cypriniformes; Catostomidae. The record is from RefSeq and is a predicted model, not a curated record. The coding region runs from base 231 to 3146 and encodes 971 amino acids. The transcript has 4 exons.